GACGUCACUGCGGCAGCGUGGUGACGUCACAGCAGUCGUGUGUGUGUGUGUCUCUCUUGACACCAACCUCAUCCGUCGACAUUUGCCAAUCCGAGGAGGCGGCAGAGAGGAAGAGACCUCGCCAAAAAGUCGUCGUUCCACUACGCAUUUGGGCUACCAGGUCGUGCUUGAGACACAGCCACCAUGUCCAUCCUGAAGAUCCACGCACGGGAAAUCCUGGACUCCCGGGGCAACCCCACCGUGGAGGUCGACUUGCACACGGAGCGCGGGAUGUUCCGGGCGGCGGUCCCAAGCGGGGCGUCGACUGGGAUCUAUGAGGCUCUGGAGUUGCGAGAUGAUGACAAGGGGCGCUACCUGGGCAAGGGUGUUCUUCAGGCUGUGUCGCACAUCAAUGACACCAUCGCCCCGGCCCUCCUCAGCCAGAGCUUCAGUGUGGUGGAACAGGAGGCGAUUGAUCAAUUCAUGCUGGACCUCGAUGGAACUGAGAACAAAUCCAAGUUUGGAGCGAAUGCUGUGCUUGGCGUCUCGCUGGCCGUGUGCAAGGCCGGGGCGGGCGAGAAGGGGGUUCCGCUGUAUCGGCACAUCGCAGACCUUGCCGGGAACUCUGAAGUCAUCCUGCCUGUCCCGGCAUUCAACGUGAUCAACGGCGGCUCCCACGCCGGGAACAAGCUGGCCAUGCAGGAGUUCAUGAUCCUGCCCGUCGGGGCGGAGAGCCUCUCAGAGGCCCUGCGCAUGGGUGCCGAGGUCUACCACUCCCUCAAGGCCGUCAUCAAGAAGAAGUAUGGCCAGGACGCGACCAACGUGGGCGACGAGGGCGGCUUUGCCCCCAACAUUCUUGAAAACAUGGAGGCCCUGGACCUCCUCACCCAAGCCAUCGGCAAAGCUGGCUACACCGACAAAAUCGUCAUCGGCAUGGAUGUGGCCGCCUCCGAGUUCUACCGCGACGGGAAAUACGACCUGGACUUUAAGUCCCCCGCGGACCCAGACCGCUACAUCUCUGCCGACGAGCUGGCAGACCUGUACCGCACCUUCAUCAGCGACUACCCAGUGGUGUCCAUUGAAGACCCGUUUGACCAGGACGAUUGGGAAGCAUGGUCCAACUUUACUGCCAACGCUGGCAUUCAGAUCGUUGGCGACGACCUGACCGUCACCAACCCCGCACGCAUCCAGACCGCGGUGGAUGUCAAGGCCUGCAACUGCCUGCUACUCAAGGUCAACCAAAUCGGCAGUGUCACGGAGUCCAUCAAAGCAUGCAAGCUGGCGCAGUCCAACGGCUGGGGAGUCAUGGUGAGCCACCGCUCGGGCGAGACCGAGGACACCUUCAUUGCUGACCUCGUCGUGGGGCUGUGCACUGGUCAGAUUAAGACAGGUGCUCCGUGCCGGUCUGAACGUCUGGCCAAGUACAAUCAGCUGAUGAGGAUUGAGGAAGAGCUGGGGAAAAAGGCGCAGUUCGCCGGCAGGAAUUUCCGCCACCCCCUGGCUUGAAAAUCCGUAAUGCAAGCCCUUCCGUAGAAACGUGCACGUUGAAACCUAUAGCACCUCCUACCUCCCCCUGUUACCAUCACCUCUCAGUUGUGCUACCCACCACGUAUUCACUCCCCAAGUAACACGAGUAGCCAGAGGUGGGACAAAGUCAUUGUUAUGCAAGUCCAAGUCGAGUCUGAAGUCAUCAAAUUCAUGACUCGAGUCUGACUCGAGUCCAAGUCACAUGACUCGAAUCCACACCUCAGAGGUGGGACAAAGUCAUUGUUAUUCAAGUCCAAGUCGAGUCUGAAGUCAUCAAAUUCAUGACUCGAGUCUGACUCGAGUCCAAGUCACAUGACUCGAGUCCACACCUCUGCGAGUAGCACAGAAUCCACGUGGCGGCUUGAAGAAAACUGAAGUUUCUGGUGACCGUGUUAGAAGCAAUGGCGUGGCGGGGGUGCAUGAGGAGAGAUUACCAGAAGUGGCCCGAAUGGGGGAAAAAUGUAUCCGGAGCGUUUAAACAUAUGAAACUAAAGCGAAAGUGACAAAUAGAUAAUUAAAUAGGGAAAGAUUGUUGGUCAAGGCGGAUAGGAUUUGCUGAAUAAGUUUGCUUGGAGUUGUUAAUAUCGAGGGCUCAAGAAAGGUGUGCAUUGGCUUGUGACACAGAACCUACUAAACAAACACCCAGAUCGCCGAUAGCUGAUCAGUUGAAAAUGUUUAUGAAAUGUGAGUAAUAGCUGAAAUAUGGAACAAAUGUGAAACUAGGACUUAGACAUGAAAAUAUAAACUGAAAAAUACUCAUCUGAACAACGUAAUAAUUGGCUUCAAUUUUGAGAACACUUGAUGGUAGUUAUGAUGGUUUAGCCUGUUUAGUGCAGUUGGCUUGUUGGACCCCGAGAGGGAUGGGAGCAUCGUGUUUAGUCGGUUCAUGUUGUUCAGUGAGUUUGCUGGACCGUGAGAGAAUGUGAGCAUGGAGUCUGCAGGCCAGAGCCCUCCUCUCUCACCUCCUCCUGAAGAAUUGGGCCAAGGCGUUUGAGUGCAAACUUGAGUGAAGGAGCUGGCCGAGGGUACAGAGUGCUGGCGAGGUGUGGUGGGAUCAGUGGCUUUGGUCAUGAUGACAUAUAUGUAUGUACGUAUGUAUGUAUGACAUCUUGACUUGAGAGUGUAGUUGUGACGACUCCUGUUAUGAAAGAAACAAAGCCCAGACACGUGCACAGAUGUUAUAUACAGAGAUAUACGUGAAUGUUAUGUAAAGCUACUACAAAAAAUAAUCGUCCGACAAGCCUUUUAAGUCUAAUGGCUCAUCAAGUUAAUUGUGAUCCCACGUCCAUCCCGUUUGUGAGUGUUUUCUUCGUGUAAAUGUGUACGUGUGUAAAAUAAAAUGAAGUGCUGAAGAAA
Lethenteron reissneri (Far Eastern brook lamprey) is the source of this 2862-nucleotide messenger RNA. Its product is annotated as alpha-enolase-like. Gene Ontology annotation, molecular function: magnesium ion binding; phosphopyruvate hydratase activity. Gene Ontology annotation, biological process: glycolytic process. Gene Ontology annotation, cellular component: phosphopyruvate hydratase complex. Lineage: Eukaryota; Metazoa; Chordata; Hyperoartia; Petromyzontiformes; Petromyzontidae. The record is from RefSeq and is a predicted model, not a curated record.